UGGGGAGAUUCCAGAUAAAGGAGCUGAAUCAGUGGCGGGUGCUGAGGACACAGAGGAGACCGGUCUCUGAGCUGCUCUCGCCGGCGCGUGACAAGGAAAGAGCUGAGGUGCCGGGAGUCGGGAGAUCCCAGACUGGGAGUUAUAAAACAGAGACACAUCGGCUGUGCUGGUCCCAAGCUGUGAAUCCCCCGGACAAAGCAGAGGAACCGCGCCCCCUACUGUUCAGCUGUGAAAUGACCAUGUUGUGGCUGGCGGUGCUACUGACCUGCGGAGCCCCUGCUGCUCUUCUCCCCACAUCCGGAGUGGGCUGCCCCGCACGCUGUGACCCUUCCUCCUGCUCCCCGGCACCUACCAACUGCCAGUCGGGGGAGACGGCGCUGCGCUGCGGGUGCUGCUCUGUGUGUGCUGCUGCCGAGUAUGAGCGCUGCGGGGAAGGUCCCGAGGAUCCGUUAUGCGCCUCCGGGCUCCGCUGUGUCAGGAACGGCGGGGUGACCAGAUGCCAGUGUCCCUCCAACCAGCCCGUCUGUGGGAGCGACGGCAAAACCUACAGCAGCCUGUGCCGCCUCCAGGCCGAGAGCAAAGCGGUGCAAGGGCGGGGGGUCGCCGCUAUUAUCCCCAUCCAGAGGGGAGACUGUCAGCAAGGACAGAAGGACCCAGACAGCCCGCGCUACAAGUACAACUUCAUUGCUGAUGUCGUGGAGAAGAUCGCCCCAGCUGUUGUCCACAUUGAGCUCUUCCGCAUACUCCCUUUCUUCAAGCGAGAGGUGCCCGCAGCCAGCGGCUCUGGAUUCAUUGUGUCGGAGGAUGGACUCAUUCUCACUAAUGCCCAUGUCGUGACUAACAAGCAUCGCUUAAAAGUGGAGCGCAGCGACGGCUCCACGUAUGACGCGCAGAUCAUUGACGUAGAUGAGAAAGCGGAUAUCGCCCUAAUCAAGAUCAAAGCUAAGGGGAAAUUACCGGUUCUGCUGUUGGGUCGCUCAGAAGAACUCCGCCCGGGAGAGUUUGUGGUGGCCAUCGGAAGCCCUUUCUCACUUCAGAACACAGUCACCACUGGGAUUGUGAGCACCGCUCAGCGUGGGGGCAAAGAGUUGGGUCUACGGAACUCUGAUAUGGAUUAUAUUCAGACUGAUGCCAUUAUCAAUUAUGGAAACUCUGGGGGCCCGCUCGUGAAUCUGGAUGGUGAAGUGGUCGGUAUAAACACCCUGAAGGUUACUGCGGGGAUCUCCUUCGCUAUUCCGUCGGAUAAAAUCCGCAAGUUCAUGGCGGAGUCGCACAACAGGCAGUCCACAGGUCAGGGGACUAAGAAAAAGAAAUACCUGGGGAUACGGAUGAUGUCACUGAGCCAGGGAAAACUGAAGGAGCUCAAGGAGCAGGUGAAGGAUUUCCCAGAGAACACCUCAGGAGCUUAUAUAGUAGAAGUGCUCCCAGACACCCCAGCUGAAGAGGCUGGCUUGAAGGAAGGCGAUAUAAUAAUCAGUAUAAGUGGCAAGACUGUGACCUCCAGCAGUGAAGUCAGUGAAGCCAUUAAGAAAGAGGGCACCCUACAGAUGGUGAUACGUCGUGGCAACGAGGACAUCCCUAUCUCUGUGACACCCAAGGAAAUAGAAUUUUAAUGGGAGAAAUGAGCUGGUUUCAUGCUUCUUCCUAGAAAUAAAAAACCCUUCCCAUACAAUGACAUUGCCCACACCUUUUAUAAUCCUGGGGUAAUAAGGAGCCUCGCUUUUGCCAAUUGUCCUGCUGAUGCAGCUUCAUAAACUUUAGUGCCAGUUUACACCAUUUUUUGGCCUCCAAAGUAACCCAAGAUAGAAUGUUAGGUGAGUUGGACUGAGAUACCUUCAGAUAAAACAGUUAGUAGAGUUAGGUCAUGCCACAAAAAACUGCCCUAGACUACUAUAACAAGCGCUUUUCCAAGUGGUUAAAAAUCUAGGCAGAUUGGGGAACAGGAAAAUAAGGCUACAUUCUGAUUGGUGAAAAUAUUUAGAGAAAAUAUAAAAUCAGACCUGGGUUUGCUUGGAGCAGCAUGAAUAAACAUGGGGCUUAAAAAAAGAAUAAAAGAUGUGGUGAUUGAACUGUUUUAGCUCUUCUCCACAAAAUUGGCCUGUG
Molecule: messenger RNA, 2103 nt
Organism: Xenopus laevis (African clawed frog)
Lineage: Eukaryota; Metazoa; Chordata; Amphibia; Anura; Pipidae
Gene: htra1.S
Product: HtrA serine peptidase 1 S homeolog
Exons: 10
Coding region: 234-1613 (459 amino acids)
Biological process (GO): proteolysis; programmed cell death; positive regulation of apoptotic process
Cellular component (GO): cytosol; plasma membrane; extracellular region
Molecular function (GO): serine-type endopeptidase activity; serine-type endopeptidase inhibitor activity
Source: RefSeq, a predicted model, not a curated record